CGGUUUAUUUACAUCGCUCGUGGUGCGGCCGGAACGUGAUUGCUUGAAAUUUUAAAUUUUUCGCGUAAAUUGUAAAUUAAGCCAGCAAAAUGUUGGCCAGCCUCACAAAAGCCUUUUCGGGGGUGACCCUCUGCACGACCACCAGGAUUUUGAACCAGCAAACUAGGAACACCUUCAUCCUGAAGCGCCGCACUCCCCCCAAGCUGGCCAAAAAGCACGAGAAGGCGCCCAAGCUGCGCGGCCGCCACUACGUGUACGACCUGAUCGAGGACACCACCACCAAGAAGAAGCCCAACCUGGAGGUGGUGCUGACGUCCUUCGUCGAGGGCGUCGGCUCCAAGGGCGACGUCGUGUCGCUCAAACCGGCCGUCGCCUACAACAAACUGCUCCUGCCCGGCCUAGCCGUGUACAAAACCCCCGAAGCGGUCGCCCGGUACGCCGUCGAGCGGGACGCGUCCGCCGAGCAGGAGCAGCACAGUUCCGCGUACGCCCAGCGCACGGUCAACAAGCUCGAACAGCUCACGCUGGCCGUCGUCAUGAACAAGGACCAUCCGUGGGUCAUCGAGCGGUGGCACAUCGGCGCGUCGCUCCGCAAGGCCGGCUUUUACGUGCCGAACGAGGCGAUCACGCUGCCCGAGGCGCCCAUCGAGGGGCCGGAUCUGCUGAAGCAAAACAAGGAGUUCUUCUGCACCGUCACGAUCAACAACCUGGAGCAGGCCAAGCUGCGGUGCCGGAUUCACCACUGGAGCACGGAACCGAGCGAGCGGCUGCCGUACGUGUUCGAGCACUGGAAGAACCAGGCGGAGCCGCUGUUUGGGGACGAUUCGGCGCCGGUGCCGAAGCAGCAGCAGCAGUAGGGAGGGUUUUGCGUGUUGAGCUAGUUGAUAGAUGAAGAAGGCAAUAAACGAGUUGCGUUGUAUCUUAA
Culex quinquefasciatus (southern house mosquito) is the source of this 925-nucleotide messenger RNA. RefSeq names its product 39S ribosomal protein L9, mitochondrial (gene mRpL9). NCBI's taxonomy places the organism in Eukaryota, Metazoa, Arthropoda, Insecta, Diptera, Culicidae. The record is from RefSeq and is a predicted model, not a curated record. Gene Ontology annotation, biological process: translation. The transcript has 2 exons. Bases 90 to 857 code for a protein of 255 amino acids. Gene Ontology annotation, cellular component: mitochondrion; ribosome. Gene Ontology annotation, molecular function: structural constituent of ribosome.